UUCAUUCAACGCGAUCGCCACCACCACCAACUCCCCAUUUCAAAAGCCCUCCCAGCUGGGCAGCAGGCGGAGGCACCGCUUCGACGCGUCGUGCAGCAGCGGUGGCGGCCGUGUAGACCGCAGAAACAUGCUGCUUGGACUGGGUGGUCUAUACGGCCUCAUCCGCAAUGCUGAGGCGCUUCCGAUUGCGCCUCCCGACGUGAGCAAGUGCGAGCCCGGAGGCGCCUAUACAUUUAGAAACGGAGAGGUAAUAUCUCUAGACGUCAACUGCUGCCCGCCCUACGCCGACGUUCAGAGCGACUACAAGCUUCCGACGUUUACUAAGCCUCGCAUUAGGCCGGCGGCGCACAGGCUGACACCGGAAUACAUAGCCAAGUACGAGAGAGCCAUCCAGAAGAUGAAGGAUUUGGACGUGACGGACCCCGACGAUCCCCGCGGCUUCACUCAGCAGGCCAACGUCCAUUGCGCUUACUGCAACGGCCCCUACGACCAGGUCAACCACGAGGGCAUCGAUAUCCAGGUUCACAACUCAUGGGUCUUCUUCCCUUUCCACAGGUGGUACCUCUAUUUCUUCGAGAGGAUCAUGGGGGAACUCAUCGAAGAUCCCGAUUUCGCCCUGCCCUACUGGAACUGGGACAACCCUAGGGGCAUGCAGAUGCCCUCAAUGUUCGACAGGGAUGCAUCACCGCUCUACGACCUCAACCGAGACCAGAUGCAUCGGCCCCCUGCCGUCGUUGCUCUUGCCCUAACCAACCCCCCAAUUACCAAUCCUGUACAGAUCAUCUCCAACAAUCUCACUCAGAUGUACAAGGAAAUGAUUGGUGAUGUCGAAUCCCCCAUCGACUUCAUGGGUAAUCCUUACAGUGAUGGAGACUAUCCCCCAGAAGCCACCGAGGGAGGAUUGCCGGAGCGCGGCUCACACACCGGCGUCCACAUCUGGACCGGAAACCCCGAAAACGAUUUCAUCGAAGACAUGGGAAACUUCUACUCCGCGGCAAGAGACCCUCUCUUCUUCGCACAUCACGAUAAUAUCGAUAGAAUGUGGAUCAUAUGGAAAACAAUCCCAUCCGCUUUCCCCAAGGAUAUCAACGGCCCGGUCGUCCCCAACCCCGACGAUUUCAACGCCGCCGCCUUCAUGUUCUACGACGAGAAGAAGAACCUCGUGCGAGUUAAGGUCGCAGACUGCUUGGACCACACCAAAAUGGGAUACGAGUAUGAACAUAGCGAUACUCCAUGGACGACCUACCGGCCACCGCAGAGGGCGGUGCCGGUGAAUAUCGAAGAUCUCUCCAAGAAGGCAGAGAGAGGAGACCAAGUGUUCCCUCUCACUCUCACCAAGACUAUGAGGGUUUUGGUGCCAAAACCAACCAAAGGCAAAGCCGACGAAGUGCUCGUGCUGGAGAACAUAAUCAGCGAAAGGUCCAAGAUCGUGAGGUUUGACGUGUUCAUCAACGAUGAAGACGACAAGCCAGACGAGCUCGACAGGGCCGAGUAUGCCGGGGGCUUCACGCAGAUUCCGCACAAGGUUAGGGCUGCGGAAAGCGCCAACGUCCUUCGCUUGAACUUGAGGGAGCUCUAUGAGAACAUUAAUAUUGCUGAUGAUGAUUUCAUUGUGGUCACCAUCGUUCCCCACAUUAACGGUGGUGAUGUUACCAUCGGUGGUAUUAAGAUCAUCCCGCGUGUUACCAUUUGAUCUGCAUCAAUUAUUCAUGCCGACAAAAGCUUAGGGAUUUAAUUGCUAAUUCCCGAAACACAGAGGGAUUAUAGCAAUUACUUAAGUUUGCUUCUGUCAUUAUGAUUCUCAGCCGUUCGAGAUGAAUGGAUGAGAUUGCAAUUCAGCUGGUUAAGAGAGCCGAUGGAUUCUGUAAUCAAUUGAGAGAGAGAGAUAUGUGAGAAAAAAGAAUAGGGAGAGUAGUUACAGGUUCAAAGUAUAUCUAAAUGCCUGUAUAUUUU
Salvia miltiorrhiza (redroot sage) is the source of this 1953-nucleotide messenger RNA. Its product is annotated as polyphenol oxidase I, chloroplastic-like. The record is from RefSeq and is a predicted model, not a curated record. The transcript is spliced from 2 exons. Gene Ontology annotation, molecular function: catechol oxidase activity. The coding region runs from base 128 to 1693 and encodes 521 amino acids. NCBI's taxonomy places the organism in Eukaryota, Viridiplantae, Streptophyta, Magnoliopsida, Lamiales, Lamiaceae.